AUGAAAAGCCCUUCCAACGGCAGCUGGCCAAAUUCCAAGGAGAGCGAGAGCCGCCACUUCAGGGAAAACUACACUUUCUCGGCGUACUACCAGCACUCCUCCCCUGUGGCCGCCGUGUUCAUCCUGGCCUACAUCUUCAUCUUCCUCAUGUGCAUGAUCGGCAACAUCCUGGUGUGCUUCAUUGUGAUGAAGAACCGCCAGAUGCGGACGGUCACCAACAUGUUCAUUCUCAACCUGGCCGUCAGCGACCUGCUGGUGGGCAUCUUCUGCAUGCCCACCACCUUAGUGGACAACCUCAUCACAGGUUGGCCCUUUGACACCAUCAUGUGCAAGAUGAGCGGCCUGGUGCAGGGGAUGUCCGUCUCGGCCUCUGUCUUCACUCUGGUGGCCAUCGCUGUGGAAAGGUUUCGCUGUAUCGUCCACCCCUUCCGACAGAAGCUGACGCUGAGGCAAGCUCUGGUCACCAUCGUCGUCAUCUGGGUCCUGGCCCUGAUCAUCAUGUGCCCCUCCGCCAUCACCCUGACGGUCACGAGAGAGGAGCACCAUUUCAUGGUGGACACCUACAACAACUCCUACCCCCUCUACUCCUGCUGGGAGGCCUGGCCCAACACGGGCAUGAGGAAAAUCUACACGACCGUGCUCUUCUCCCACAUCUACUUGGCUCCCCUCGCCCUGAUCGUUGUCAUGUACGCCCGGAUCGCCUUCAAGCUGUUCAAGUCCGCGGCGCCCGCCCGCGGCUCCCAGGCGGAGGAGCCCGAGGGGAGGAGGGUCUCCAAGAGGAAGGUGAAGGUCAUCAACAUGCUGAUCAUCGUCGCCCUCUUCUUCACGCUCUCCUGGCUGCCCCUGUGGACGCUGAUGCUGCUGACGGACUACGGCCAGCUGAGCGAGCGCCAGCUCCGCCUGAUCACGGCGUAUGUCUUCCCCUUCGCCCACUGGCUGGCCUUCUUCAACAGCAGCGCCAACCCCAUCAUCUACGGCUACUUCAACGAGAACUUCCGCAGGGGCUUCCAGGAGGCCUUCAAGGCCCCCUUCGGCUCCCCGUAUCGGCUAUUGCUGCAUGAUGUUUCAGGGUUGGGCUUUGACUGCGUUAAGGCUGCGUUGUGCUACUUGCCUGCAAUCCAGUCAGCUACUGAACAGAAGGCAGCCAGCAGUGUGUCAAAUUAG
Molecule: messenger RNA, 1164 nt
Organism: Struthio camelus australis
Lineage: Eukaryota; Metazoa; Chordata; Aves; Struthioniformes; Struthionidae
Source: RefSeq, a predicted model, not a curated record